CAAAAAUAAAAAACCUAUUGCACCCUUCUUUUCUUUUUUCUUUUUACCUUUUUACCAAAAAGCGCUGUUCUUCAAUACUCUUCAAUCCAAAAGUUCCCAUCUCUGGCGCUUUUUCAAAUAUCCAGUACCUAAUUUUUCAAAAAAUUUGUUGAUACUGCUUACUUCAGUUUUCGACUGAUUUCCUGAUCAAGUCCCAUACUUUAUUCUACAAGAAUUCUGUGUAUUCUCAACAACAUACCCAAGUUUUGUUAACAUCUUCUUUAGCAGUUUCAGUGGUUUUCUUAUAGUUAUUAAAUCGCUAUUAAUUUCUUUUUUUUUUGCUGUUUUUAAAAAUUUUUGGUUUCUCUGUUUAAUAUGGGUUCUACUACUCCUACUCAUCUCCCUUCUUUUCCUGGAAUUCUUCAUCAAUAUGACCCAAGGCUCAUCGCGUUUGAGUUUGCUGGCUCAAGCGGAAAAACCGCUUCUUCUUGCAAAGACCGUCACUUGCUUCUUUUUGUUGGAGGACUUGGUGACGGUCUAGUAACGGUUCCCUACGUCCCAAAAUUGGUAGAACCUCUUGAUAAACUUGGUUGGGGUGUUAUCCAAGUCCAUACCCAGUCGUCUUACAUUGGAUGGGGAACAGGAAGUCUUGUUCGUGAUGACGAAGAUUUGCAUAAAGCCGUUGAGUUCUUUGCUCAUCUCGGCGGUUCUGAAUACAAUACCAGAAAAAUCGUUUUGAUGGGCCAUUCAACAGGAUCUCAAAAUGUCCUGUACUACCUUUCACAAUCUUCUCUCGAUAACCAUUUGGCUGCUGCAAUUGCCCAGGCUUCAGUGUCUGAUCGCGAAGGUUGCUACAACACAGUCGGCAUUGACGAGACACACAAGUUACUCGCUUGGGUACAAAACGAGUACAUUGACAAGAAUCUUGGAGACGAUGUCUUGCCUAGAAGCAAGAUUAGCCACGUAAUGGGUGACACCCCUAUCUCUGCAAAUCGGUUUAUGGAUUUAGUAUCUGUUCGUGGUCGCGAUGAUUUUUUCUCCACUGACUUGACCUCUGAUGACUUUGCCAAAACAUUUGGCAGCCUGAAACCGAUCACUGGCACUUGUAAAUACAGUCAACUUGCUUUGUUCAUGUCUGAAAAAGAUGAAUUCCUCUCAAAGGAUGUCGAUCGUGGAGAACUUGUCCGUAGAUUUCAGCAAGCCAUUCGUCCUCAAAGUUCCAACAGCGUUUUCAGCGGAGUCAUUCCUGGUGCUACUCACAAUGUAGGAAACUCAUCUGAACCUGGAGCUUUGGAAUGGCUUAUUGAACACGUUGUUGAAGUAUUGAGACAUCUUUAAAUUUCUUUCCUAGCUGCCUAUACUUUACGAUAGAAAUGAUGGAAUAGAAUGACUUCUACAUGACUUUUGCUAAAUGUAUACGUUAGUCAAUGUUAUUACUAUGAUGCUUACAGUAGAGUAUUAUUGCUUACUCGUGUUUUAAUGAUUAAUGCUUCCAGCCUAGACGAAAUGUUUCGAAAAAUAGGAGGAAUCACUUUUUAUUUUUCAAUUUACGAAAUGAAUACCUUCAACUUUUUAGUAGUAACUAAAGAAAAAGCCUUCUUUUCAAAUACGGGUCUUUCCUAUUGUCCUUAAAUAGCUAUCUGCGCUCUACAUAACAUAUAGUAGCAUUUUCAUACCAG
Schizosaccharomyces cryophilus OY26 is the source of this 1658-nucleotide messenger RNA. Its product is annotated as DUF1749 family protein. The transcript has a single exon. NCBI's taxonomy places the organism in Eukaryota, Fungi, Ascomycota, Schizosaccharomycetes, Schizosaccharomycetales, Schizosaccharomycetaceae. Bases 355 to 1317 code for a protein of 320 amino acids. The record is from RefSeq and is a predicted model, not a curated record.